Messenger RNA from Salvia hispanica, 1303 nucleotides. Its product is annotated as NAC domain-containing protein 2-like. NCBI's taxonomy places the organism in Eukaryota, Viridiplantae, Streptophyta, Magnoliopsida, Lamiales, Lamiaceae. Gene Ontology annotation, molecular function: DNA binding. Gene Ontology annotation, biological process: regulation of DNA-templated transcription. The record is from RefSeq and is a predicted model, not a curated record.
CACAAAACCCCUCCUCUCUUCCUUCCCCUGCACUCUCUACAAUUCCCCCAAAUCAAUUUCACACACAGAUACCGAGAGAGAGAGAGAGAGAGUGAGAGAGAGAGAAUUCGUAUAUUUAUUAAAUAAUUUAAGUUAUUCAUAGGAAAUGGCUGCGGUUAAUUUGCAAUUGCCGCCGGGAUUCCGGUUCCACCCGACCGACGAGGAGCUCGUCCUGCACUACUUGUGCCGGAAAUGUGCCUCUCAGUCGAUCUCCGUUCCGAUCAUCGCCGAAAUCGACCUCUACAAGUACGAUCCCUGGGAAUUACCAGGUUUAGCUCUGUACGGUGAGAAGGAGUGGUAUUUCUUCUCUCCUAGGGACCGGAAGUACCCUAACGGCUCGAGGCCGAACCGCGCCGCCGGCAGCGGUUACUGGAAGGCGACCGGCGCGGAUAAGCCGAUCUGUCAGCCGAAGUCGGUUGGAAUUAAGAAGGCGCUGGUGUUCUACUCCGGCAAGGCGCCGAGAGGAGAAAAAACUAACUGGAUUAUGCACGAGUAUCGCCUCGCCGACGUCGACCGCUCGGCUCGGAAGAAGAACAAUAGCCUUAGGCUGGAUGAUUGGGUGCUUUGCCGCAUAUACAACAAAAAGGGCACGAUCGAGCGUCGGCAGCAGCAGGCGAGCGUCGGCAGCCGAGAAAUGGCGAGCGUGGUGACCUCGGAGGAGGACACUAAGCAGGGGAUCCUGAAGUCGGUGCCGGAAUCUUCGCCGGUGGUGUACGACGACUUCAUGUACCUCGACCCCUCGGAUUCGAUGCCGCGGCUGCACACGGACUCGAGCUGCUCCGAGCACGUGCUGUCUCCGGAGGUGGAGAGCGCGCCUAAGCUAUCGGAGUGGGAGAGAACGACGCUGGAUUUCCCCUUCGGGUUCAUGGACAGCGCGUUGAUCGGGUCGCAGUUCCACGGGAAUUAUCCGAUGGAGUCGGUGCACGACUUGUUCGCGCCAUACAUGAGCAAGCCGUUCUGAAGUGCGGGCAAUGUGUUCGGACUACUAAAUUUUUACUCGGGGCUAGGUCGCACGUGGCACAGGAGACUUGGGUCUAUGAGUGUGCACGUGCGGGCGGGACAGGGUAAUGAAGUUGUGAUGUGAUGGUGAUUAGUGGGUAAUUAUGUUUGUAUUACAGUGUAAUAUGGGUUGGUAUAACAGAAUGAAAAAAGCAUUAGUGAAAUGGUAUACUAAUAGAGGGCAUUUUGCUCUUAUUUGCCAGUGGAAGUGUAAUUACAAAAGGAAAUUGGAUUUCUAUCUAUGUAAAUCCAUUUUACUACUAAA